UGUAGUGUGGUGUAGUGUAGUGUGGUGUAGUGUAGUGUGGUGUAGUUUAGUGUGGUGUAGUGUAGUGUGGUGUAGUUUAGUGUGGUGUAGUGUAGUGUGGUGUAGUGUAGUGUGGUGUAGUUUAGUGUGACCUGUGAACAUGACCAAACUUCUACUUACAUUAAUGUUCCUCUAACUCAGGAUGGAGUUAUUUGAAAACGGCAGAGUGGUAAAAGUUUGUGCCCCAAUGGUGCGCUAUUCCAAGCUGGCCUUCAGGUCUCUAGUCCGGAAGUAUGACUGUGACCUGUGCUUCUCUCCUAUGAUCGUUGCAGCUGAUUUCAUUCGUUCUGCUAAAGCCAGAGACAGUGAGCUGACCACAAACUCCUCUGACCGACCUCUGAUCAUCCAGUUCGCUGCAACAGAAGCUCAGACCCUGGCGACUGCUGCAGGUUUGGUCGCCCCUUUCUCUGAUGGUGUGGACCUGAACUGUGGCUGUCCUCAGAGGUGGGCCAUGGCCGAGGGCUACGGAGCAUGCUUAAUGAACAAACCCCAGGUAGUGAAGGACAUGGUGAGACACGUCAGGAACCAGGUGGACAAGCCCAAUUACGGCGUGUCCGUUAAGAUAAGAAUUCACAAGGACGUGAGGAAGACCGUGGACCUGUGUCAGAAGGCAGAAGCAGCCGGCGUGUCCUGGAUCACGGUUCACGGGAGGACAUCCGACGAGAGACACCAACCGGUACAUUACGACGUCAUCAGGGUCAUUAAGGAGAGCCUUGGAGUCCCAGUCAUCGCUAACGGAGAUAUUAAAACUCCUGGAGACAUUGAGGCUGUGCGUGAACUGACAGGGGUGGAUGGUAUGGAAAAAGAGAUGACUUUGCAGUGGACUGCUGUGGCCUUGUUCCUCUAUGUUGAGAUGGGGAUUCUCCUCCUCCUCUGCCUGCCCUUCAUCUCGGCUAUAAGAUGGCAGACCAUCUUUAAUCUGAACAUAUGGAAUCAAGGUUCUUGGUUGUGGAAAAGAGGAUUUCUGGCAAUGAUCAUUAUCCUGAUUGUUCUGUUUCUGGACGCGGUGAGGGAGGUGAGGAAGUACUCAGGAACUCAGAUACAUAAAGAGUCUAAGCUGUACCCUAAUGUGUUCGACCAUGUGCACAUGAAGCUCUUUAGAGCUCAGAGGAACCUGUACAUCUCAGGAUUCGCCCUCCUCCUGUGGCUGGUCAUGCGGAGGGUCAUCACUCUGAUCAGUCAACUCGCAGAGGCUGCAAACACCAAGUCGGCUCUUCAGGUCCAGAUAGAGGAUGCUAACAAGGCUGCCAAAAAAUACAUGGAGGAAUCUGAACAGCUCAAGCAGGCCUCACACCAUUCCGCAGGUGAUGAACAGACAGCACAGGUAAACGAACAGCUGAGAAAACAAGUGUGUCAACUCACACAGGAGCUCAAGACAUCUGCUGAAGCUCUGAACAGGUCUGAAUCACAAGCAGAAGCCAUUAAGAUUCAAGCCGCUGCUUUAGCCAGAGAUUACGACCAGUUACUUCAAAGCCAAAACCAACUGCAGCGUCGGACCGAGACUGAAGAUAAGAAAGAUAUUUGAGCUGAACGCCAGGCUCAGAUCCAGAAGCUGUAACUCCGCAGCAUGCCGGCUUGUCCUUCGUCCCAGGGUGACCCCGGGGUGACCCCAGGGCACAGAGGUUCAUCACGGGGGGGAAAAGGACCUUGGCUGUGUGUCUCUACAUGAGGAACUGUAUAACGGACCUGCACUUUUCUCUGUUUAGGUUUUAUCUUGUCUUCAGUAACUGAUUUAUAGUCUUAAAUAUACAAUGCUGUGUGAAAGGCACGAUGCGAGUCAGUGUUUGGUGUGAAACUGUUUACAAAUGAUUCAGGAUCUGGUAAAAGACUAUCAUGUAGAACCCAAACAAUGGUCCCCACAACAGUACUGUAUGUUUGACUGGGUAUUCCUGAGAUUAUAUACUGUUAGUCCCUACUGUUAAUCUGGAGAUUAUAUACCGUUAGUCCCCACUGUUAAUCUGGAGAUUAUAUACCGUUAGUCCCCACUGUCAAUCUGGAGAUUAUAUACCGUUAGUCCCCACUGUUAAUCUGGAGAUUAUAUACCGUUAGUCCCCACUGUCAAUCUGGAGAUUAUAUACCGUUAGUCCCCACUGUUAAUCUGGAGAUUAUAUACCGUUAGUCCCCACUGUCAAUCUGGAGAUUAUAUACCGUUAGUCCCCACUGUCAAUCUGGAGAUUAUAUACCGUUAGUCCCCACUGUUAAUCUGGAGAUUAUAUUCCGUUAGUCCCUACUGUCAAUCUGGAGAUUAUAUUCUGUUAUUGAGCUGUUGGUCCUUUUUAUUUUAUUGGGCUGAAGUAUAGUUUGCAUUGAUGCUUUCUUUUCUACUUUCUCUCUGGUACUCCUGUAUAACCAAAGCAAUAAAUUUGAGUUGAUUAAACAUA
Tachysurus fulvidraco (yellow catfish) is the source of this 2420-nucleotide messenger RNA. RefSeq names its product dihydrouridine synthase 4-like (S. cerevisiae) (gene dus4l). The record is from RefSeq and is a predicted model, not a curated record. Gene Ontology annotation, biological process: tRNA processing. The coding region runs from base 182 to 1564 and encodes 460 amino acids. The transcript has 12 exons. Gene Ontology annotation, molecular function: flavin adenine dinucleotide binding; tRNA dihydrouridine synthase activity. NCBI's taxonomy places the organism in Eukaryota, Metazoa, Chordata, Actinopteri, Siluriformes, Bagridae.